This is a messenger RNA of Lolium rigidum, 1678 nucleotides long. RefSeq names its product cytochrome P450 71A1-like. Gene Ontology annotation, molecular function: monooxygenase activity; oxidoreductase activity, acting on paired donors, with incorporation or reduction of molecular oxygen; iron ion binding. The transcript has 2 exons. The coding region runs from base 1 to 1587 and encodes 528 amino acids. The record is from RefSeq and is a predicted model, not a curated record. NCBI's taxonomy places the organism in Eukaryota, Viridiplantae, Streptophyta, Magnoliopsida, Poales, Poaceae.
AUGGAUGCCUCGUCACUCUUUGCUGUCCGGCACUCGCCGCUCUUCCUCCUCGUCCUCUUUCUGCUGGUGCCACUCUUCUCCGUCCUCAUCCUCUUCUCCUCCAAGAGGAACAAGAAGCUUCUUACACCCAGCAGCAAUGGCGGCCAGAAGCUUCCUCCGUCCCCGCCGGGUCUUCCCAUCCUCGGCCACCUCCAUCUUCUCGGGUCCCUGCCGCACCGGAACCUCCGCUCGCUGGCCGAAGCGCACGGUCCGGUCAUGCUGCUGCGCCUCGGCCGCGUGCCCACCGUCGUGGCAUCCUCCGCCGCCGCGGCGCAGGAGGUCAUGAAGACCCGCGACCUGGCCUACGCGAGCCGCGCCCACAUGCUCAUGGCCGACAAGCUCCUCUACGGUCAGGACAUGGUGCUGGCGCCCUACGGCGAGUACUGGCGCCAGGCGCGCCGCGUGUGCGUGGUGCACCUCCUCAACCCGCGCCGCAUCCGCUCCUUCCGCCGCGUCCGGGAGCAGGAGGUCGCCGCCCUGCUCGGCCUCGUCCGCCGCUCGCCUCCGGGCGGCGCCGUGAACCUCAGCGACGUCAUCACCUCCUACUCCAACGCCGUCAUCAGGCGCGCCGCGUUCGGCGACGGGGAAUACGGGCUCGACGGCGACGAAGGCGGAGAGAAGCUCAGGAAGGUGCUCGACGACUUCGAGCACCUGCUGGGGACGGCCACGGUGGGGGAGUUCGUGCCGUGGCUGGCAUGGCUCGACACGUUGGCGGGGGUGAAUGCCAAGGCGACGCGCACGUUCCAGGCGCUCGACGGGUUGCUCGACCGGGUCAUCGCGGUGCACCGCCAGCGGCGCCUCGCUGGUGGACGGCCGGUGGGCGACGACGGCGAGGACGAUCGGCGGGACUUUGUGGACGUGCUGCUGGACGUGAACGAGUCGGGAGAAGAGGCCGGCGGAGUCCACUUUGACGAGAUCCGCAUCAAGGCCAUUAUGCUGGAUAUGUUCGCCGCUGCCACUGACACGACAUACACAGCUUUGGAAUGGGCCAUGGCGGACCUCAUCAACCACCCUCUUGAAAUGCACAAGCUCCAGGACGAGAUCCGCGCCGCCGUCAACGGCGCCAACCACGUCAAUGAGGACCACCUCGAGCAGCUGCGCUACCUCAGGGCCGUGAUCAAGGAGAGCCUUCGGCUGCACGCGCCGCUGCCGCUCCUCCUUCCUCGGGAGACGCUGGAGGACACGGAGCUGCUAGGCUACCGUGUUCCGGCGAGGACGCGCGUGGUGAUCAACGCGUGGGCCAUCGGCCGCGACCCCUUGACAUGGGAGCGCGCCGACGAGUUCUUCCCGGAGCGGUUCAUGGACGACCCGACAGAGUACGGCGUGGUGCAGGAUUUCAGCUUCGUGCCGUUCGGCGCCGGGAGGAGGGGGUGCCCAGGGGCUGGGUUCGCCGCGCCGUCGAUGGAGCUCGCUCUGGCGAGCCUGCUGUACCAUUUCGACUGGGAGCUGCCGAACGGGACGUCCAAGGUGGACAUGCGCGAGCAGUUUGGGAUCUCGGUGCGACUCAAGGCGCCGCUGCAUCUGGUUGCUAAGCCGUGGUCUCCUUGACCGCCGCGCGUGGCUUGCUAGAAGAUCUACUAGACAUUCCAUGGCUGAUGGAUGUGAUGUACAGUGGUUUACCACCUUAUACCGAUGUAAG